Molecule: messenger RNA, 2230 nt
Organism: Brassica napus (rape)
Lineage: Eukaryota; Viridiplantae; Streptophyta; Magnoliopsida; Brassicales; Brassicaceae
Exons: 2
Coding region: 1345-1938 (197 amino acids)
Source: RefSeq, a predicted model, not a curated record
ACCUACUUAAUUAAUAAACUGUAAACAAUUGACUAGGUAAUAUGAUAGUGAAUCAUAUAUAGUGUAAAGAAUUACGUAGGGACUUAAUGUAUGAUUUCAAAAUCAUACCAUAUAACUGGAAAAUCAUCUGAAUUUGAUCGAAUCGAAAUUGUAUAUCCAAACUAUAUAUGUUGCACAUAAACCCUAUAUAUGUAAAGUAGACACAAAAAUUACCGAAUUCUAUGUAUAUAUAUGAUUAAAAUAUACAUCAAACCUGUUGAUAUGACAUGCAAAUCAAAUGAAUUCAAAAGAAUAAUAUAAUCAUCUAACGAGUUUGAUUAGGAAAACCACACGAUUUAACACAAACCAAGUUUGAAAAUGUGUUAAUGUAAGCUAAUCUCGCAUUCUAUAUCAUCAAGUUUAGAAAGUCUUAUCCUAUGUUGAAUUGUAUCAUAUUUGAGUCAUCAAUACAUAUCACUUUUGUGAACUCACAUUUUAAAGCUAAUCAUAAGACAUUUUCACUUAUGAGUAGUAUAAAGAUUUUCAUUUAGAUCUAAUGCACUCUUCGAUGGCUACCUGAUUCUUUUUUAGAAAAAUAAAAGAACUAGAUGGACCGAAUUGACCCAAUUGGAGAAACAACAAAUCCAUAAUGGCCCGGGUUGGGCAGACCUAAUAAGCGUUAUAGUUAAUACUUAGCAUAAAUAGGAGCACCAAUAUCGAUCGGUAAAUAAAGGAAGAAAAACAUAAAACAAAAGGGUUUAUGGAACCAUGUUUGGGACCUGCUGGCUCAACCAAGAGAUUUUAGGGAAUUAUCGCUUGGAACAUGCUUCUUGAUUGAUGGAUCUAAUCAAAUCAAAACAAGAGAUAGAUAAUAUCAUUCUCCCAAAAACUAAAGCUCUUUUAUUAAUCAAAUCAAACUGAAUACAACUUUAAGCUUAAAUGCCUAUUUAUAAUAAAACUUAAAAAAUCCUAAUCUUAACUAAAAUAGAAAAACUAUUAAAAUAUUAAAAAUACAAAUAAAAGGUAAUUAUCAAUUGAAACUUAUGAGUACUAAAGAUAUUUGGAUAAUUUCCAAAUAUCUUGCUGCAUUAGGUCUGGCUAUUAUUUAUUAGUUUACAUGGCUAAUUAUUUUUUUAUUGUAUUUUCUAUAUUUUAAUAGUUUUCCUAUUUUAAUUAAGAUUAGGGUUUUCAUAGAUUUAAAGAUUUAUUAUAAAUAGACAUCUAAGUCUAAAGUUGUAUUCAGUUUUGAUUUGAUUAAUAAAGAACUUUGGCUUUUGGAGAUAAACAGCUCAACCAAAGUUGUAGGAAUCUAACAGAACUCUUCUUGGUAUUCACCUAUUCUUGCUAGGGUUAACGAGGUCAGGUAUGGAGAUGAUGCAAAUUCCGGUUUUUGAUGGAGACAACUAUGAGAUUUGGAGUAUAAAGAUGAGGACUCUUUUGAUGGCUCGUGACCUGUGGGAUGUUGUAGAGAGUGGAGCCUCUGUAGAGAAAACUCUGAAAAUCAAGGACAUGACGGCUCUUCAUAUGCUGCAAAUGUCGGUAACAGACUCUCUUUUCAUCCGGAUAGCAAGAGCCACAUCGUCAAAGCAAGCGUGGGAGAUUCUCAAGGAAGAAUUUGGAGAGACCGCUGACAUGCGGAGUAGGAAAGCUAGCAAUCUUUGGACCAAGUUUAGUGGAAUGAUGAUGGAGAAGGAGGAAAGCGUUGUUGAUUAUACUAAAAAGUUGAUGGAGGUUGUGCAUCAGCUUAAGUUCUACGGGUCUGACACUUCUGAUGAGGAAGUCAUCCGUAAGAUAUCUUGCAGCUUGACCUCAAGGUUUGAUGGUAUUGCAAGAUCCUUGUGCGCUGGAAAUUUGACACUCAUUAAAGCUGUUUGGUGCCUGCGAGAGGCUGAAUGCGGCCUCGAUGACCAUGCGAAGAGAGAAGCUUCGCACAACCACAACAAGAGAAGGAGGAAAUAGAGAGCUUGUUCAAUGUAUCUUUUUUUUUUGUUGUUGAAAAACAAUUUAGGAAUUAAGUGUUGCUGCUUUGGAAAGUGAGAUGUGUUUUCCUUUUGAUGAUGAAACAAAACACUCACAAAUUUUCUAUUUUGGUACUUUUUGUUGGCUCUUAGAUAUUAAGAUGUUGUCCUUGACUAAUAAAAUGUGUCCGUAGCACAGUGUUUGUUGGGAUGAAGUAUGAGAAUUUAAUUCAGAAAGAAGAAGAAACUGUUAGUGAGUUUAAACCAAUGAGCACUGUAAGCAGAGUACUUUG